Messenger RNA from Phytophthora sojae, 1194 nucleotides. RefSeq lists its product as hypothetical. Bases 1 to 1194 code for a protein of 397 amino acids. NCBI's taxonomy places the organism in Eukaryota, Oomycota, Peronosporomycetes, Peronosporales, Peronosporaceae. The record is from RefSeq and is a predicted model, not a curated record. The transcript has a single exon.
AUGGUGAAGGGUCGAUUCACCGUCAACCCUUUCAAGGAGCUGGCGCUCACUCCAGACGACAUAAGUAACCUACACGAGAUCUCCAGCGCCAUCCUCGACUCGAAUCUGUCGAGGUACGAGGACUACAUCAACGUCGACAAGGGUAAGGUCGACUCAGCGCAAUGGAAGUUGGUAAAGUCCAAGGACAACACGAGAGUUUUUCAUGAGAAAUCCACCGGAUCUAGCAACGCAGCGCCGCUCCCUCAAGCUUCCGGGUCUUCCAAGGACCUUCCGUCUCUGCUCUGCGUCGGGACCACAGUUGGAGAUAUGGAAGACAUGAUGUUUGGCGUGGUGAACCCGACGCUCGAGAUCACGCGCAUCAAGGCCUCGUAUGUUGACGACCUCAGCGGAGCUGCUGUGCUGGCCAACAUCGUCGAUCCGACGUUGGAGAACCCCUUCAACUCCCUCGUUGUCAAGUGGAUGGAGAUCGAUAUUCCGCUCCAGUCCAUGGGCCUCGUCAGGAACCGCGACUACAUCUACGUGGAGGCCACGGGCUUCGUGAAUCUAGCUAACGGCGAGAAGGUCGGCUACCACAUUCUGCACUCUGUCAACUUCCCGGAGACGCACGAGUUGCCCAACCGAGUGCGCGCGAAUCUGUCGAUCUGCGGUUUCUUCCGACAAGUCCGACCCAACGCAAGUGAGAUCUUCGUCACUGGCCUGAUGGAUCCGGGCGGUGACAUGAUCCGCAUGCUGGUGGUGCCCACAAUGGCCAAUGCGUUCUUGUCGACUCUGAAGUACGCACACUGCGGUCAGAUGAAGAAGCUUCAGUACAUGCUGGAGAAGCGAUACGCCGAGGCCAAGGAGCUGGGGACGCCGAACCGAGAGCACAUUUGCGUGACAUGCAGCCAACCGAUCACGAACCGCAGGCUUGGCGACUUUGGCAAGACCGACGCUACCUGCAAGCUCUGCUUCGGCUACGUGUGUGGCAGCUGCAAGAUCCAGAGGAAGCUGAGCUUCGUGACCCCGGAUCUGCUCUUGGCGCAGCGCAAGGUCACGUUCUGCGCCGUGUGUUUGAACGAUGCGAUCCGAGCCCCCGCAGCGGACGCUGCCAGAGCGCAACUCGUAUCAUCAGUCGGUGGGUUGUCAAAACAGCACUUGUACAACCAUGGCUCCGAGGCAAGUACCGUGUCAGAGUAUGCGUCGAGCUGUGGAUAA